AUGGGAUUGAAAAGAGUAAAAAAUAAGCUGUGUAAAAACAUACAUUCGCUUAGAAAAAAAGUGGAAGCACUAAUUGAAGGACAAAUCGUUUCUCCGGCUGUUAAGAAAAAACUAUUAUUUUCCGAAGUUAUAGAGAAACAGUUAACAGAAAAUUAUCGUGUUCUAACAAAACCUGCACAAAAAAGAAUAUUUUGGAAAAGCAUUUCCGGCUAUGUUAUCAAAAAGUAUAAACAAAAAAGUUAUUUAAAGAAAACCACAUCUGUCGUCACUUACGAAAAUAAUAAAUCUAGAACCAGAUUAAUAAAUCAGGAAUUCAUCGGGCAACAAGUAAUAAAUUUUCUUGAAAAAGAUGAGUACAGUAGACUCUGCCCUCGCAAAAACGAUUAUGUUACAAGAAUUUACACAGAAAAUUUAUGA
Molecule: messenger RNA, 417 nt
Organism: Brassicogethes aeneus
Lineage: Eukaryota; Metazoa; Arthropoda; Insecta; Coleoptera; Nitidulidae
Source: the annotation of a GenBank genome assembly